Molecule: messenger RNA, 2141 nt
Organism: Thalassophryne amazonica
Lineage: Eukaryota; Metazoa; Chordata; Actinopteri; Batrachoidiformes; Batrachoididae
Product: insulin-like growth factor-binding protein 4
Exons: 4
Coding region: 649-1434 (261 amino acids)
Biological process (GO): regulation of insulin-like growth factor receptor signaling pathway
Cellular component (GO): extracellular region
Molecular function (GO): insulin-like growth factor II binding; insulin-like growth factor I binding
Source: RefSeq, a predicted model, not a curated record
AGUGAGACAGAAGGAGAGAGAGCUUCAGCUUUCCUCCGCUGUGCCUUUCAGCUCCUCUCUCGCUGUGGAAAGAGGCGUGUCCAUGGACCAGUAUAAAGUCCAAGGAGAGCCACUCAUGUUGAUCCAUUCUCAGGAGACAGUCCUUUACACUGCACACCAGCAAGGAGCAGAAACUACAGCUGUUACUCAAAACACCGUCUUUUGAUUACUCACUUGCAUUUUGGUGGCUUUGGUCAGAUUUUUCCGAAACCUCUGGACUUAGAGUGAACUGGACUCCAACGGGCAGAGGGACUCACCUGAUCACCCCGGCGGAUAUCCUUCUUGCGAGUAUUCAUUCCAACAAAACAAAAACAAGUUCUUAUCACUACUACAUCUGUCUGCCGUGCAGACCGAGUGCAGACUCCAGUUUCUGAGCUGUGAAAUUGAAUCGGAGGAACGGAUACAGCAGAGGCAUUGUGUCCCUGGACUUGAAACACUAACCAGCUGAAAAUAUCAAAGACCAUCGUGGACAAAGCAUUCCUCUCAAGACUCCUUUGUCUGUGGUUAAAGCAGACACAGAUCAAAAGCUGAAAAACCCUCAGAGAGGAACGCAAAGCUAAGCUACCAUACAAGAGGGCAAAGGGAUUGCGUGCAGGUGCCGGGGCUGCCAUGGUGCGUGGAGGCGGUGUGGCAGUAGCUCCAUCCUGCUGGGGCCUUUGGGCAUUUGGCGCCCUGUCGCUGGCGACGCUGUGUUUGACGGACCAGGCCAUCCGCUGCCCUGUCUGCUCAGAGGAGAGGCUGGCAAGCUGCCGCCUGCCCGAAGGCUGCGAGGAGACGGUGCGAGAGCCCGGCUGCGGCUGCUGCCCCACCUGUGCCUUACCCAAAGGCACGCACUGCGGCGUCUACUCACCGCGAUGUGGCACAGGCCUCCGCUGCUACCCGCCGCGUGGCGUGGAGAGACCACUGCACUCACUGAUGCACGGCCAGGGGGUGUGCAUCGAUGAGAGAGAGGUGGAGGAGAACUCAGUGACUGACAGACAGGAAGAGGUCGUCCCUGAGAACCCAAACAACAGUAAUAUCCGCUGCAGUCCACAGGACAAGCGCUGCAUACAGAAGAGUCUGGCCCGACAACCUUCGAAAUCCACAAAUCAGAGGAACAACAAUGUCAGAGAGGACCCCAAAGCAGUGCUGGCUCCAUGUCGCGCUGAGCUUCAAAGGGCACUGGACAGACUGGCAUCAAACAGCCGCACACAUGAUGACCUCUUCACAAUCCCUAUACCCAACUGUGACAAGAACGGAGAUUUUCACAUUAAACAGUGUCAUCCUGCACGUGAUGGACAGCGUGGAAAGUGCUGGUGUGUGGAUCAGAAGACAGGCAUGAGGCUUCCAGGGCCGCUGGAACUGCGUGGAGAGCUAGACUGCCACCAGUUGAUGACUGCAACCCUGAGGGAUUGAGAAGAGAGGCGUGGCAUUGGGGGUACAGGACCAGCUGAAUUCUACUGGUGCUUAUUAGUAGAACUACACAAGUAAAAGACUUUACCCUGAAGCCUCACAUCACCUGAGGCUUACGGUACUUGAGUUUGUGCAACAAAAAGAAAAUGUUCUUUUUGCUAUUUUGUUUCUACGUGAGUGUAUGUGAUAUCGAUGAUUCUUUUGAGCACUUGUGGGUUUUUUUUUUUCUUCUAUGUCAGGGGUCACCAACCCUAUUCCUGGAGAGCACCUGCCCUGCAUGUUUUCUAACUCUCCCUGUUCCACUCCCAGGCAAUUAACUCUAUCAGUGUUCUCAGCCUACCAAAAGAUGGAAACACCCAUUUAAAAAAAAAAAAAAAAAAGAAAGAAAAUCAGGUGUGACCUAAGUACGUAGAUGUGGAAAACAUGCACGGCAGGUGACCCCUGUUCUAUGUGAACGUAAGACUCUGUUGACACAUGCGCUUUAAAAUAACAAGUGGUAGAAAACCUUCCAGAAAUAACACUUUUGUAGAUGUGAUCUGUGUUAGAGGGCAAACUGUGCUGUUUUCUUUCAUCUAAUGCGCUUCAGUAGUCGUAAUAACAAGGUAAUGUGUUCCAUAUCAAUGACAAGCUCAAACUUGAGAUAAAACAAGAGCAAAUAACAUUUAUUUAAACACUUUUUACCUGCUGCAUCAGGACAAUCCAGAAAAAAA